UGGUUCUAAGUACGAGUUCAAGUUCCAACAUCUACCCGUUCCGUUUGUUUGGAUGUCGCUCGCGAGUCGAGAUAUCCUUCUGAGUUAUGUCCCGCGCCACUGCAACAGCAAAAGAGUGAAGCCAUGAACGAGCCCUCUUCAUCCCUCGAGGUCGAGGCAACGUCGACUGUCGAUUCCGAUUCGCCACCAUCUAUCCUCAUCCCUAGCCUACCAGACGACGUCGCUUUGCAAUGCAUCGCGAGGGUCCCACGGUUCUACCACUGUGAUCUCUCCCUCGUCUGCAAAUCCUGGCGAUCGAUCCUCCGUUCUCCCAUCUUCUUCUCCACCCGUUCCCAGCUCAACUGCACCCAAUGCUUCCUUUUCAUCAACGUCCGCAUCCAUGGAUCUUCUUUCAAAUGGUUCGUCCUCGGUCAGAACCCUCGUAACGCUAGAAAUCCCAGGAAUCUCUCUCCCGUCCUUCCCAUCCCUUCUCAGGCCAUUGGCUCUGCCUUUGCCGUCAUUGGCCCUAAAAUCUUCGUCAUCGGUGGUUCAAUUAACGACAUUCCCUCGACGAACGUUUGGAUCUUCGAUUCUCGCUUCAACAAAUGGGAAGCCGGUCCCAAGAUGCGAGUCGGCAGGGAAUUUGCCGCCACCGGCGUUGUAAAUGGAAAAAUUUAUGUUCUUGGAGGUUGCGUGGUCGAUUCUUGGGCUCGCUCGACCAACUGGGCUGAAGUGUUCGACCCGGUAACUGGGUCGUGGACUCCUGUUCCCAGUCCGGUGGAUGUUAGGGAGAAAUGGAUGCAUGGGAGCGCAGUCAUCGACGAGAAAAUAUACGCAAUGGCAGAUCGAGGAGGGAUUGUCUACGAUCCUACGAAGGCGUCGUGGGGCUAUGUAUCGACUGAGCUGGAUUUGGGGUGGAGAGGAAGAGCUGCCGUCGUCGACGGGGUUUUAUAUUGUUAUGACUAUUUGGGAAAGAUAAGAGGGUAUGACGUGAAGGAAGGUUUAUGGAAGGAGUUGAAGGGGGUGGAGAAGGAUUUGCCUAAGUUUUUAUGUGGAGCAACUAUGGCUAAUGUUGGAGGAAGGUUGUGUGUGGUUUGGGAGGGAAAGGAGACGGGUAAACAGAUGGAAAUAUUAUGUGCGGAGGUUGAGGUCUGGAAGGAUAGUUGUGGGGGACUGUGGGGUUCAAUUGUUUGGUCGCAGGUGAUUCUGGUCAUCCCCAGUGGUUCUUCAAUCGUUCAUUGCUUGUCGGUUGGACUGUGAACGUUGCCUGGAAUAUGAACCUUGCCCAAAGGUGAAGGUUGUCUUAUACUCUUAUUUUACAGGUUUCUUCUUGUGUAAUAUAUGAUUUAAGAAAUAAAACUUGGCUUUAGGUUGGGGUUUAAAAUUGUGCUUUUCGCCCUUCCUAUAUUUUAUUAUUUGUUAUAAUGAUAAUAUAUUUUGUUAUAUGGUCAACUUAUUAGUGAUUGCUUUAUUGUUGCA
Molecule: messenger RNA, 1458 nt
Organism: Nelumbo nucifera (sacred lotus)
Lineage: Eukaryota; Viridiplantae; Streptophyta; Magnoliopsida; Proteales; Nelumbonaceae
Product: F-box/kelch-repeat protein SKIP6-like
Molecular function (GO): protein binding
Source: RefSeq, a predicted model, not a curated record